AUGGCGGUAACUGAGAGGUCAGAGGUCAAACCACAGCCUCAGCUCCUGUCUGUGGGUCUCAUGGGGUCACACUGUGUACUCUCACCCUCCUACUCUCUCACUCUCCCCCUCAGUCACCCUCUCACUCUCCCCCUCAUUGACCCUCUGGACCAUCAACACUUGUUGAUGGUCCAGUGUUGGUGGUCCAGUGUUGGUGGUCCAGUGUUGAUGGUCCAGUGUUGGUGGUCCAGUGUUGGUGGUCCAGUGUUGGUGGUCCAGUGUUGGUGGUCCAGUGUUGGUGGUCCAGUAUUGAUGGUCCAGUGUUGGUGGUCCAGUGUUGGUGGUCCAGUGUUGAUGGUCCAGUGUUGA
Messenger RNA from Knipowitschia caucasica, 348 nucleotides. The record is from the annotation of a GenBank genome assembly. Lineage: Eukaryota; Metazoa; Chordata; Actinopteri; Gobiiformes; Gobiidae.